AAAUGUUUCAAUUUAUUUCACUUGAACAUUAAUAUUUUUCAAAGGUCUUUCAAUAAUUGAUCAUCAUGAGAUUUCUUUCUUUAUUGUGUUUUGUUGGCUGUACAUUAUUUGUGAAUUCAGAAAGCGUAGAAGAUUUGCAGAAUUUGAUACUUAAUGGUGUAUUGAAAAAUCGUAAUAAUUUUGCAAAUGGUUUCGGAGGAAAAUUACCCUCUCUAGAUCCCCUUCAGAUCGAUGACAGUUUUUCUGUAAAUGCCAACACUAUAAUUGAGCUAAAGGAUACAAUCCAGCAUGCAACAUUUAAGGGUUUGACUUCAUUUGAUCAAGCUAGCUUGCAUUUAAAUACAAUUAAUAGUACCUUUAGUUUUAAACUUCACAUACCAAAAAUCGAAUUUUCAGGAGAUUUCAAUCAUGAUCCAGUAGUUCUUAAUGUCUCAAAUGGCUCAUUCAGCUCAACUUUAAAUGAUGUUGAAUUAAAUAUAAUUGGAGAUUUUAAUUUUGUUACUUACAAACACCAGAACGGCAAACGGCAAAUACCAGAAUUCAGUAAUCUUCGUGUACUCUUCGAAUUUGGUGGACUAACAACAAACAUAAAAAUUCAGGCUGAAAAUAUUUCGGAAAAUUAUGUGCAAUUAUUUAUUCCAUUGUUAACAACUGACAUGGGUCCUUUACUACAGCAAGCUAGCGAAACUUAUCAGACCGAAAUUUCCCAGUUUGUUACUAAUUACCUUAACGAAAUGCAUCGAAUUAAAGCAUAAAUUAGUCAUCUAGGCAACAUUAACUGUUGUAAUCAGAUACCCAUUGUAAAAUAAUGUAUUGUGCUUAAUAAUAAAUUAAUGCAAAUAA
Chrysoperla carnea is the source of this 843-nucleotide messenger RNA. RefSeq lists its product as uncharacterized. Bases 66 to 755 code for a protein of 229 amino acids. The record is from RefSeq and is a predicted model, not a curated record. NCBI's taxonomy places the organism in Eukaryota, Metazoa, Arthropoda, Insecta, Neuroptera, Chrysopidae. The transcript is spliced from 5 exons.